AUCGGGAAUGUUCCGGUUUCGAAAUGCCUUUUUCCGCUUGCCGGAGCUCCAGCUAAGCCACGUUUUGGCUGUGAGAUACUGAAAUUCUUCGAUUUGAGACCGUAUAAAGUCGAUUUUCGACUGAAACUCACCAGUCAUGGGUCGUGUGCGUACCAAGACCGUCAAGAAAGCCGCUCGUUUGAUGAUCAACAAGCACUACACCAAGCUGACGCUCGAGUUCCACACCAACAAGCGGGUGUGCGAAGAAAUCGCGACAAUUCCAUCGAAACCUCUCCGCAACAAAAUUGCUGGCUACGUCACCCAUUUGAUGAAGCGAUUGGAACGCGGACCGGUUCGGGGCAUCUCCAUCAAGCUUCAGGAGGAGGAAAUGGAGCGCAGAGACAACUACGUUCCCGAUGUCUCAUGCCUCGAGCGCGAUACUCUCGAAGUUGAUAGCGACACCGUCGACAUGCUGAAACUUCUCGACAUGGCGGAAAUUCCCGGCCUUCAAACGAUCGGUGUCCAAAACAACGGCUACCGUCGCUAAUGUGCAGAGAAAUAAAAAGUCGACCGGAUGUGUGACGGGAUCUUUCUGU
Galendromus occidentalis (western predatory mite) is the source of this 575-nucleotide messenger RNA. It is a transcript of the gene RpS17, whose product is annotated as ribosomal protein S17. Lineage: Eukaryota; Metazoa; Arthropoda; Arachnida; Mesostigmata; Phytoseiidae. Gene Ontology annotation, molecular function: structural constituent of ribosome. The coding region runs from base 137 to 526 and encodes 129 amino acids. Gene Ontology annotation, biological process: translation. The transcript has 2 exons. The record is from RefSeq and is a predicted model, not a curated record. Gene Ontology annotation, cellular component: ribosome.